Exophiala dermatitidis NIH/UT8656 is the source of this 1695-nucleotide messenger RNA. Its product is annotated as acid phosphatase. The transcript has 3 exons. Lineage: Eukaryota; Fungi; Ascomycota; Eurotiomycetes; Chaetothyriales; Herpotrichiellaceae. Gene Ontology annotation, molecular function: phosphatase activity. Bases 1 to 1695 code for a protein of 564 amino acids. Gene Ontology annotation, biological process: dephosphorylation. The record is from RefSeq and is a predicted model, not a curated record.
AUGACGUCCAUUGAGUUCCGCCCUCCCUACUCGCAGGAGGAGCUCGAUAGACUCUACCCCAAAGACCUGGAGCUUCGCCUCGUGCAAGUCCUCCUCCGUCACGGAGAACGUGCUCCUGUGUCUGCCCGGUUCAGCAACGCCGGCCUCCCCGCAUACUGGCCAUACUGCAACGCUGCGCAACGCCUGCGGUCGGUCGCCUUGACGCCCGAGGACGAUGUGCGAUGGAACUCCCUACAGUGGCGGAGAAGAUUGGAGAGAUUCGGUCACGAUGACGGUCCAGUCAUUGCUGCAGGACCAGUUGGUGAGGUGGAUGGUAUUUGCCAACUGGGCGAACUCACCGAUAAAGGAAGAGAGACUACCUACGAGCUUGGAAGGCGUCUACGGCAUCUCUACGUCGACCAGUUGAAGUUCAUGCCGGCGCUGAUUUCGAACGCCGACCUGAUCUACCUCAGAGCCACUCCUCUACCUCGUGCUCUCGAAUCCCUCCAGGAAACAUUCUGGGGGAUGUACCCGUUAAAUGCCCGUACGGCCGCGUUCCCUGCCCCUACUAUCGUCACAAGAACCCCUGCAGAUGAGACCUUGUUUCCCAACGACGGCAACUGUCGACGAUUUGCCCAAUUGUCUCGAGCCUUCGCGCAGCGGACCGCAGAUAGGUGGAAUGACACCGACGACAUGAAGUACCUCACCAAGCUCAUUGGGAAGUGGAUGCCCGAAAACUCGAAUAAGAGAGUUGCGGUGGACUCUCAUCCCAGGUUGUCUGGCAUUAUGGACACGAUCAACUCGACGCUUGCUCAUGGUCCAGAGACGCGUCUUCCCAAGGAGUUUUAUGAUGCAAAGGCACGGGCCAUCAUUGACCGCAUUGGUGUGGAAGAGUGGUUCUCGGGAUACCAGGAGAAUCGGGAAUAUCGCAUGUUGGGCAUAGGAGGCCUGAUUGGCGACAUUGUCGAGCGGAUGACUUCCAAGAUUGAAGGCGCACGUCUGAGUAUCAAUGAGAUCGGCGGCGAGAAUGGUCGUCUCGGUCUCGGCCGAGGUGGUGAAAAGGGCAUUCGGUUUGCCAUGUCAGGAUGUCAUGAUACUACCCUGGCUGGUGUUCUUUCAAGUCUUGGGGCCUUCCAGGGCGAGAAGUGGCCUCCUUAUACCAGCCACAUCGCCUUCGAGUUGUUCCGGCAGAGAGAUCCCAAUGCCUCGGACUCGGACGCCGAUGCAGACUUCCUCACACCCGCCCAUCCACCUUCAACAGAGCCCAAAGCCUCCAGUGAUGCGAACAGACCAGGCCUCUUCGCUUCCUUCCUGGGUCUACGCUCUCCCACAUCGCCAUCUCAGUCCUCCGACUCUGAACCCAAAUCAACUCCCGCCAAAUCACCUCGUUCGACUGCAUCCACCUCAAUGCCUCCCAAGGAUCUAAUUGCCCGAACUCCUUACAAAGACCUCUCGGAAUCCCAGAAAGCUCGUCUGGAAAACUAUUACGUCCGUGUGCGCUUCAAUGAUCGCGUCAUGAAGAUUCCCGCCUGCGCCAUACCCGGAAACAACUACCAAGGCGACGAGACCAUGUGCACGUUUGAAGCGUUCAAGCGUGUGGCCGAUGGUUAUGUGCCCCGAAACUGGAAAGCACAAUGUGGCGAGAACCUUGAUAAGCCGAUUGCGUCGUUGGAUUCUCCGCCACAGCCGGCGGGACAGAUUGACGAUGGCUUUUGA